AUGGGCACUAAGGCAAGAGGUCAGACAAAACGGCCCAUCAACCCAUCAUCUAGGACCGUACACCCAUCAUCUAGGCCCGUCAACCAAUCAUCUAGGACCGUACACCCAUCAUCUAGGCCCAUCAACCCAUCAUCUAGGACCGUACACCCAUCAUGUAGGCUCGUCAACCAAUCAUCUAGGACCGUACACCCAUCAUCUAGGCCCCUCGACCCAUCAUCUAGGCCCGUCAUCCCAUCAUCUAGGCCCGUCAACCCAUCAUCUAGUACCGGACACCCAUCAUCUAGGCCCAUCAACCCAUCAUCUAGGACCGUACACCCAUCAUCUAGGCCCAUAAACCCAUCAUCUAGGCCCGUCAUCCCAUCAUCUAGGCCCAUAAACCCAUCAUCUAGGACCGUCAACCCAUCAUAUAGGCCCGUACACCCAUCAUCUAGACCCGUCAACCCAUCAUCUAGGACCGUACACCCAUCAUCUAGGCCCGUCAACCCAUCAUCUAGGCCCGUCAACCCAUCAUCUAGGACCGUACACCCAUCAUCUAGGCCCAUCAACCCAUCAUCUAGGCCCAUCAACCCAUCAUCUAGGACCGUACACCCAUCAUCUAGGCCCGUCAACCCAUCAUCCAGGACCGUACACCCAUCAUCUAGGCCCGUCAACCAAUCAUCUAGGACCGUACACCCAUCAUCUAUGCCCAUCAACCCAUCAUCUAGGACCAUCAACCCAUCAUCUAGGCCCGUCAUCCCAUCAUCUAGGCCCGUCAACCCAUCAUCUAGGACCGUACACCCAUCAUCUAGGCCCAUCAACCCAUCAUCUAGGACCGUCAUCCCAUCAUCUAGGCCCAUCAACCCAUCAUCUAGGACCGUACGCCCAUCAUCUAGGCCCGUCAACCCAUCAUCUAGGCCCGUCAACCCAUCAUCUAGGACCGUACACCCAUCAUCUUUGCCCAUCAACCCAUCAUCUAGGACCAUACACCCAUCAUCUAGGCUCGUCAACCCAUCAUCUAGGCCCAUCAACCCAUCAUCUAGGCCCAUCAACCCAUCAUCUAGGCUCAUCAACCCAUCAUCUAGGACCGUACGCCCAUCAUCUAGGCCCGUCAACCCAUCAUCUAGGCCCGUCAACCCAUCAUCUAGGACCGUACACCCAUCAUCUAGGCCCAUCAACCCAUCAUCUAGGACCGUACACCCAUCAUCUAGGCCCGUCAACCAAUCAUCUAGGACCGUACACCCAUCAUCUAGGCCCAUCAACCCAUCAUCUAGGACCAUACACCCAUCAUCUAGGCUCGUCAACCCACCAUCUAGGACCGUACACCUAUCAUCUAGGUCCAUCAACCCAUCAUCUAGGCCCGUCAACCCAUCAUCUAGGACCGUACACCCAUCAUCUAGGCCCAUCAACCCAUCAUCUAGGACCGUACACCCAUCAUCUAGACCCGUCAACACAUCAUCUAGGCCCGUACACCCAUCAUCUAGGACCGUCAUUCCAUCAUCUAGGCCCAUCAACCCGUCAUCUAGGACCAUACGCCCAUCAUCUAGGCCCGUCAACCCAUCAUCUAGGCCCGUCAACCCAUCAUCUAGGACCGUACACCCAUCAUCUAGGCCCAUCAACCCAUCAUCUAGGACCAUACACCCAUCAUCUAGGAUCGUCAACCCAUCAUCUAGGACCGUACACCCAUCAUCUAUUCCCGUCAUCCCAUCAUCUAGGCCCGUCAACCCAUCGUCUAGGACCGUACACCCAUCAUCUAGGAUCGUCAACCAAUCAUCUAGGACCGUACACCAAUCAUCUAUUCCCGUCAUCCCAUCAUCUAGGCCCGUCAACCCAUCAUCUAGGACCGUCAACCCAUCAUCUAGGCCCGUCAACCCAUCAUCUAGGCCCGUCAACCCAUCAUCUAGGCCCGUCAACCCAUCAUCUAGGCCCGUCAACCCAUCAUCUAGGACCGUACACCCAUCAUCUAGGUCCGUCAUCCCAUCAUCUAGGCCCGUCAACCCAUCAUCUAGGCCAAUAAACCCAUCAUCUAGGACCAUCAACCCAUCAUAUAGGCCCGUAUACCCAUCAUCUAGACCCGUCAACCCAUCAUCUAGACCCGUACACCAAUCAUCUAGGCCCAUCAACCCAUCAUCUAGGACCGUACGCCCAUCAUCUAGACCCGUCAACCCAUCAUCUAGGCCCGUACACCAAUCAUCUAGACCCGUCAACCCAUCAUCUAGGACCGUACACCCAUCAUCUAGGCCCGUCAACCCAUCAUCUUGGCCCGUCAACCCAUCAUCUAGGCCCGUCAACCCAUCAUCUUGGCCCGUCAACCCAUCAUCUAGGCCCGUCAACCCAUCAUCUAGGCCCGUCAACCCAUCAUCUAGGCCCGUCAACCCAUCAUCUAGGCCCGUCAACCCAUCAUCUAGGCCCGUCAACCCAUCAUCUAGGCCCGUCAACCCAUCAUCUAGCCCCGUCAACCCAUCAUCUAGGCCCGUCAACCCAUCAUCUAGGCCCGUCAACCCAUCAUCUAGGCCUGUCAACCCAUCAUCUUGGACCGUACACCCAUCAUCUAGGCCCGUCAACCCAUCAUCUAGGCCCGUCAACCCAUCAUCUAGGCCCGUCAACCCAUCAUCUAGGCCCGUCAACCCAUCAUCAAGGCCCGUCAACCCAUCAUCUAGGCCCGUCAACCCAUCAUCUAGGCCCGUCAACCCAUCAUCUAGGCCCGUCAACCCAUCAUCUAGGCCCGUCAACCCAUCAUCUAGGCCCGUCAACCCAUCAUCUAGGCCCGUCAACCCAUCAUCUAGGCCCGUCAACCCAUCAUCUAGGCCCGUCAACCCAUCAUCUAGGCCCGUCAACCCAUCAUCUAGGCCUGUCAACCCAUCAUCUUGGACCGUACACCCAUCAUCUAGGCCAAUUGCGACCGUCAUCCCAUCAUUUAGGCCCAUCAACCCAUCAUCUAGGACCGUACACCCAUCAUCUAGGCCCGUCAACACAUCAUCUAGGACCGUACGCCCAUCAUCUAGGACCGUACGCCCAUCAUCUAGGACCGUACACCCAUCAUCUACGCCCGUCAACCCAUCAUCUAGGCCCAUCAACCCAUCAUCUAGGACCGUACACCCAUCAUCUAGGACGGUACACCCAUCAUCUAGGACCGUACACCCAUCAUCUAGGCCCGUCAACCCAUCAUCUAGGCCCGUCAACCCAUCAUCUAGGACCAUGCACCCAUCAUCUAGGCCUGUCAUCCCAUCAUCUAGGCCUAGCAACCCAUCAUCUAGGCCCGUACACCUAUCAUCUAGGCCCGUACACCUAUCAUCUAGGCCCAUCAACCCAUUAUCUAGGACCGUCAACCCAUCUUCUAGGACCGUCAACCUAUCAUCUAGGCCCGUCAACCCAUCAUCUAGGCCCGUCAACCCAUCAUCAAGGGCCGUCAACCCAUCAUCUAGGGCCGUCAACCCGUCAUCAGGGGCCGUCAACCCAUCAUCUAGGGCCGUCAACCCAUCAUCUAGAACCGUCAACCCAACAUCAAAGUGGCAUAGAAACUAUGUUGUUCCCAAAGACAUUAAUCGAGCCGAACAAGAUUUUGUCAAAGCAAUUCAAAGUGCAGCCAACCGCUCAAUCCCACUGAAACCAGACACCACAAAGAUCGUUGGUACUAUUUCGAAUGUGUCAAAGAACUCAAUCAUAGACUUAACACAACAAGAAAGCUAUACAAAAAGCAGCCAAGUGACCGCAACAGAACCUUACUUUCUGCUGGCACGCAACUGUUCACCUCAACUCAUGGCCAGCAACUUUUUAUCAUCAGCUCCGGGCCUAUAUCUGGUCAUUAUCAGCUGCUGGCCUGCAACUGUUCAUCGUCAGCUCCAGGCCUUCAAGUGUUCACAAUUAGCUGUUAGCUUGCAACUGUUCAUCAUCAGUUCCGAUCCUGCAACUGUUCACCAUCAUCUUCUCGCCUGCAUCGGUUCAAGAUCAGGUGGUGGCUUCCAUCUGCUCACCAUCAGCACUUAG
Messenger RNA from Procambarus clarkii (red swamp crayfish), 3963 nucleotides. The record is from RefSeq and is a predicted model, not a curated record. NCBI's taxonomy places the organism in Eukaryota, Metazoa, Arthropoda, Malacostraca, Decapoda, Cambaridae.